AUGUUUUGCAGUCGCCCCUGUCGUCAUAGCAACGACCUGCAGUGUGAUGGUCUGGGACCGAGGCAGACGCUCCCAGUGGUCCCCCGUCCCCUGACGGAGACUAAAGACUUUGCUUUUCAGAGACAGUGCUGUGGGAGGAUGAGCUUAACACUUAUCCACAGUGGGCUGAAUGCUCUUGUCCUGCUCUGUAAGGUGAAGAUGACGGGCCACGUGGCGGAUGGGGAGCGGUCCCCCCACAACCUGUCCGUUAAAACCACCCUGGAGGAAGAGAUCGGGAGAGCCGAGAGUAUUCUGAGCAGGUACCCAGAAAAUCCCAAUAAAGCAAAUCCUCAGGUUGUCCUGUUCAGGGUGCCAUCCGUCUGGGAUGACACAUCCUCAGAGCUACAAAGAGUGGCUGCUCUCGACCCCCACGGAGGAAACUCCAGGAACUCCUUACAGAGGAACGGAGCCAUCUCCAGAAUGGUGAACCUGAUUGUGCGACUGAGGGAAUGGGCACACAGGAGCCUUUUGGAGGAGGAGGAGCGGCCCGACUCUUUCCUGGAGCGCUUUCGGGGCCCCGAGCUGAGGAUGGCCCCCAGUCGCAACAGCAACACACAGCUGGACGCCAACGGCAACAACGCCAAAGGGAUCUUCAGUUUCACUAAAAAGUGGGAUUUAUUUGUGGUGUCCCCAUCUGAUAACGCCUACUACCGCUGGUUAUUCGUUAUUGCCACGGCGGUGCUCUACAACUGGUUCUUGGUUGUUGUGAGGGCCUGCUUUGACAGGCUGCAGACGGAAAACUACAUCUGGUGGCUGGUGCUGGACUAUCUCUCUGACACGGUGUACAUAAUGGACACUAUUGUUCGGCUUCGCACAGGCUUCCUGGAGCAGGGCCUGCUGGUGAAGGACCACGCCAAGCUCAGAGACAGCUACGUCCGGACCCUGCAGUUCAAGCUGGACGUGCUGUCCAUCCUGCCCACCGACCUGGCCUACGUGGCCACGGGAAUAAACACGCCGCAGCUCCGCUUCAACCGCCUGCUGCGCUUCCCGCGCAUGUUCGAGUUCUUCGACCGCACCGAGACGCGCACCAACUACCCCAACAUGUUCCGCAUCUGCAACCUGGUGCUCUACAUCCUGGUCAUCAUUCACUGGAACGCCUGCAUCUACUACGCCAUUUCCAAGUCUCUGGGGUUCGGAUCUGACACCUGGGUUUUCCCGAACAUCUCCAAGCCGGAGUUCUCCUCUCUGACCCGCAGUUACGUCUACUGCCUGUACUGGUCCACGCUCACCCUCACCACCAUCGGCGAGAUGCCGGCGCCCGUUCGGGACGAGGAGUACCUGUUUGUGGUCUUCGACUUCCUCGUCGGGGUGCUGAUCUUCGCCACCAUCGUGGGAAACGUGGGCUCCAUGAUCGCCAACAUGAACGCCACGCGGGCCGAGUUCCAGGCCCGGAUCGACGCCAUAAAGCACUACAUGCACUUCCGCAGAGUCAGCAAGGAGCUGGAGACCCGGGUCAUCAAGUGGUUCGACUACCUCUGGAUGAACAAGAAGGCGGUGGACGAGCAGGAGGUGCUGAAGAACCUGCCCAACAAGCUGAGGGCCGAGAUCGCCAUCAACGUCCACCUGGAGACCCUGAAGAAGGUGCGCAUCUUCCAGGACUGCGAGGCGGGCCUCCUGGUGGAGCUGGUCCUCAAGCUCCGGCCCCAGGUCUUCAGCCCGGGCGACUACAUCUGCCGAAAGGGCGACAUCGGCAAGGAGAUGUACAUCAUCAAAGAGGGGAAGCUGGCCGUGGUGGCCGAGGACGGGCUGACGCAGUACGCCCUCCUCACGGCCGGGAGCUGCUUCGGAGAAAUCAGCAUCCUGAACAUAAAAGGCAGCAAAAUGGGGAACCGCCGCACCGCCAACAUCCGCAGCCUGGGCUACUCGGACCUGUUCUGCCUCUCCAAGGACGACUUGAUGGAGGCGGUGACGGAGUACCCGGACGCGAAGACGGUCCUGGAGGAGAGGGGGCGGGAGAUCCUGAAGAAGGAGGGCCUCCUGGACGAGAGCGCGGAGGGAGGGGGGCUGCAGAAGGAGGACACGGAGGAGAAGGUGGAGAGGCUGGAGUCCUCGCUGGACACCCUGCAGACCCGGUUCGCCCGCCUGCUGAACGAGUACACGCACACGCAGCAGCGCCUGAAGCAGCGCAUCACGCUGCUGGAGCGCAGGCUCCACCAGACCGACGUCGGGGCCGAGGCGGCCAGGGAGGAGGUGCUGGAGGGAAGCGAGUCCGGACCCGCUUCCCAUCCAACUGGACCUCAAAGUGACGCUUAG
This is a messenger RNA of Menidia menidia (Atlantic silverside), 2292 nucleotides long. Lineage: Eukaryota; Metazoa; Chordata; Actinopteri; Atheriniformes; Atherinopsidae. The record is from the annotation of a GenBank genome assembly.